Messenger RNA from Tachyglossus aculeatus (Australian echidna), 2296 nucleotides. RefSeq names its product cytochrome P450 2D14. The record is from RefSeq and is a predicted model, not a curated record. Gene Ontology annotation, molecular function: iron ion binding; oxidoreductase activity, acting on paired donors, with incorporation or reduction of molecular oxygen, reduced flavin or flavoprotein as one donor, and incorporation of one atom of oxygen; heme binding. Gene Ontology annotation, cellular component: intracellular membrane-bounded organelle; cytoplasm. The coding region runs from base 246 to 1748 and encodes 500 amino acids. The transcript is spliced from 9 exons. Lineage: Eukaryota; Metazoa; Chordata; Mammalia; Monotremata; Tachyglossidae. Gene Ontology annotation, biological process: xenobiotic metabolic process; arachidonate metabolic process.
GGCGGGCGGGCGCCACUCCCAUCGGACGGGCGGCCACGGAGGGCCGGACCAGGGUCACAAGUCCACAGGUCCAGAUUAGAGGAGGCCUAGAGGAGGAGGCCAGGCCGGACGCCCCCCACCAGCACCAGCACCACCACCACCACCACCACCACCACCACCACCACUGCUGUCCCCUCUCCGGACCCCAAUUCCCAGGGCUUUCCACAGCCCCCUGAGGGGCAGAGCAGGGGGUAGGAAGGGGCCAAAUGGGGCCCCAGCUGCUGUCCUGGGGGCCCCUGGCCCAGCUGGGCAUCUUCCUCCUGGUCUUCGUCCUGCUCCUGGACUUCUGGAGGCGAAGGAAGGGGUGGCCCGGCUACCCGCCCGGACCCGCCUCCCUGCCCUUCGUCGGGAACCUGCUGCAGCUGGAUUUCCACCAGCCCCAUCUCUGCUUCCAACGGCUGCGGGAGAAGUUCGGCGAUGUCUUCAGCCUCCAGUACUGCUGGACAAACGUGGUGGUGCUCAACGGCUUUGCCGCGGCCAAGGAGGCGUUGGUACAGAGGUCGGAGGAGACCGCCGGGAGGCCGCCCCUGGUCAUCUACAACCACCUGGGCUACGGGCCUAACUCGGAAGGGCUGGUGUUUGCCCAGUACGGGCAGGCCUGGAAGCAGCAAAGGAGGUUUUCCCUUUCCACCAUGAGGAACUUCGGACUAGGGAAGAAAUCCCUGGAGCAGUGGGUGACGGAGGAAGCCGGGUUUCUCUGCUCGGCCUUCAGCUCUAAAGCAGGCCGCCCCUUCGACCCGCGCGCCCUGCUGCACAACGCGGUCAGCAACGUCAUCUCAUCGCUCACCUUUGGGAACCGCUUCGAGUACGACGACCAGAAGCUCCACGAGCUGCUGGGCCUCCUGGACGAGGGCCUGAAGGAGGAAGCGGGCAUUAUGCCCCAGCUCCUCAAUGCCGUCCCGUGGCUGGGGGCCAUUCCCGGCCUGCCUCUGAGAGUUUUCCGGGCCCAGAAGGCUUUCAUGGCCCUCCUGGACACCUUCAUCGAGGAGCACAAGAGGACGAGGGACCCGGCGCGGCCCAGGGACCUGACGGACGCUUACCUGGAGCAGGUGGACCAGGCGAAGGACGAUCCCGGGAACAGCUUCAAUGUCCGGAACACGCGCUUCGUGGUCGCGGACCUCUUCAUCGCCGGCUCGGAGACCACCUCCACCACCCUCCGCUGGGCCCUACUCUUUAUGCUCCUCCACCCGGACGUCCAGAGCCGAGUCCACGAGGAGAUAGACCGGGUGAUCGGCAGACACAGGAGGCCCACCAUGGACGACCAAGCCAACAUGCCCUUCACCAACGCGGUCAUCCACGAGACCCAACGCUUCGGGGACGUCCUUCCCAUCGGCCUGCCCCACAUGACCCUCCGGGACACGCAGGUCCAAGGCUUCUUCAUCCCCAAGGGGACCCUUCUGAUCGCCAACCUGUCCUCCGUGCUGAAGGACGACACGGUUUGGGAGAAGCCACACCAGUUCUAUCCGGAGCAUUUUCUGGACCCCGAGGGCCGGUUCGUGAAGCAAGAGGCCUUCCUGCCUUUCUCUGCAGGUCGCCGCGUGUGCCUGGGGGAGCCGCUGGCCCGCAUGGAGCUCUUCCUCUUCUUCACCUGCCUCCUGCAGCGCUUCGCCUUCCGCCCGCCCGAACUCGGGCCCCGGCCCUCCCUGCAGGCCCGCUUCGCCCUGACCCUGGCCCCGAAGCCCUACGAGCUCCGGGCCCUCCUCAGAUAGGCACACACACAUACACCGGAUCACCCCGUGCCAUUUCCCUGCCCUCCUUUCCCGUCUCGCCCUGCCCGCUUGGCCACCCGGCCACCUCACCACAAAGUCAGGCCACUUACGGUUGGCAGACUGGCGGCUCGCCCUCCUACCCACCCCGCCUCACUUUCCCACCCCCCGACCCUCCCACCGUCUCCACUCUCCCAACCGGGGCACCAGCUCUGGCUCUCUCUUUCUCUCAUCAAUCAGUCGAUCGUAUUGAUUGAGCGCUUACUGUGUGCAGAGCACUGGGCUGAGCGCUUGGGAAGUACAAGUUGGCAACAUAGAGAGACGGUCCCUACCCAACAGUGGGCUCACGGUCUAGACGAUGCUGACGAUUCAGUGCCAUCCUCUCAUCCUCGUGGGCGGGCCGAUUUCCAUCCCACGGCUGCCCGACCUCUUGAGCCUUCGGAGCGUCCGGUGGUGGAGCUGGGGCACCAAGUCUUCCGGCUUUUUUAGUUCCUUUAGCCAGCACCUACCCCGAGUCCCUCGCUGAAUAAAUACUCCGUGCUUAGAUUGGG